AUGUCUUCAACAAGAACCGCCCAUCUCAAUCGGGGCUUGAUCAGGAAUGGAAACACAGGCUUAAUCCGUGGCGUCACAACUGCUCGUCAUGGUAUAUCCCCUGUAUUCCGUAUUCGUGCAACGCAGCUCAUCCCCUCAUCUCGAACAUUGACGACUUCUCCUCGACGAUAUGCCAGCCCCAACCUUUCUCCCUUAGAAAAACAACGCCUCCGCCGCCCCGUCUCACCACACAUCACAAUCUACAAAUGGCAAUACCAAUCCCUGACCUCAAUCCUGCAACGAUUUUCAGGGAUGUUUCUCGCCGGCGGCAUCUAUGUCUUCGCAAUUGGAUAUCUGGUCGCACCAACAAUCUCACCUGGACUAGAGCAGGUCUUUGACCUCGAAACGAUCGUCAGUGCUGCGCGGGAGGUUCCUGGUUGGGCGAAGAGUGGUGGGAAAUUUGCGUUGGCGUUGCCGUUUACGUAUCAUUUCUUCAAUGGAGUGAAACAUUUGAUGUGGGACUCGGGGAUUGGAUUGGCACACAAGAGGCUUUUUGGGAGACUGGCCGCUAUCAACGUUGUGGCAUUAUAUCAAACGAAUUGA
This is a messenger RNA of Talaromyces marneffei, 582 nucleotides long. RefSeq lists its product as uncharacterized. Gene Ontology annotation, biological process: mitochondrial electron transport, succinate to ubiquinone; tricarboxylic acid cycle. The record is from RefSeq and is a predicted model, not a curated record. The transcript is spliced from 4 exons. Gene Ontology annotation, molecular function: electron transfer activity; succinate dehydrogenase activity. Bases 1 to 582 code for a protein of 193 amino acids. Lineage: Eukaryota; Fungi; Ascomycota; Eurotiomycetes; Eurotiales; Trichocomaceae. Gene Ontology annotation, cellular component: membrane.